AUUCUCCAAGAGGGGGAGGUGCUUUCAACAGCCAGCCUGUAGAGCCACGACUGAGGACUGUACUUUGAAAACAUUAACAUUUAUGAGUGACUGCUGCUGAUAAAUGAAACACGAAAAGAAGGAGAUAAACAGUGGAAGUAAGCUAGCGGUGUGGCUGGUUGUGGGACAUUUGUUACCCGUAACCCAGAGCUGCCCCACCCCCCCGGGAUAAGACAUUGGACUCGUCCCGGUAGGAAGACGGAGCCCGGUUCUCACCUGUGUCAGGUAGCCCAAAUGCUCUACAAUGGAUCAAGCUCAUCCCGGCCAGAACUCAGCUCCAGACCUGAUGGAAGCAGACAGUGAGGAGGUCCAGAUGAGAGCCGACUUCUUCAGGAAGCUUGGUUAUUCCUCAGCAGAGGUCAAAGCUGCUCUGAAGAAGCUGGGUUUAGGCACAGAUACCAAUUCGGUGCUGGGAGAGCUGGUUCGGAGUAGGGCCACCACAGGAUCAUGUGUUUUGAAUUCAGGUGACAGUGAAGAGAGAAGCUCAGGCUGGAAGGUCCCUCUGCUGCCACCCAGUUGGGCCAUGGGACCCUGCAGAACGAUGCCACAACUAGUGGAGAAGAAGGCUACAGAUGAAGAGUUGAGGCCAGUUGUCAUUGACGGAAGCAAUGUUGCCAUGAGUCAUGGCAACAAGGAAGUCUUCUCCUGCCGAGGCAUCCAGCUGGCAGUGAACUUUUUCCUGGACAGAGGUCAUAACACAGUUACUGUGUUUGUUCCCUCUUGGCGCAAAGAGCAAGCCAGACCUGAUGCUCCUAUAACAGAUCAGCACAUCUUAAUAGAGUUGGAAAAACAGAAGUUAGUUGUGUUUACCCCUUCGCGCCAUGUUGGAGGUAAGCGAGUGGUGUGCUAUGAUGACCGCUUCAUCGUCAAGUUGGCGUACGAGUCUGAUGGCGUAAUCGUAUCUAAUGACACCUACCGGGACCUCCAAGGAGAAAAACCCGAGUGGAAGAAAUGCAUCGAGGAGAGGCUGCUUAUGUACUCCUUUGUGAAUGACAAAUUCAUGCCUCCAGAUGACCCUCUGGGUCGCCACGGCCCCAGCCUUGACAACUUCCUCAGGAGAAACCCUCUGCCUGCAGAGCAGAAGAGGCAGCUCUGUCCAUAUGAGAAGAAAUGCACUUAUGGCAUCAAAUGUAAGUUCUACCAUCCAGAGCGGGCAAACCAGUCGUAUCUGUCUGUGGCUGAUGAACUGAGAGAGAAAGCCCAGAUUUCAUCUCAUAAAGAAGAAAGAAAAUUAUCACCCAGAGCACUUCAGUGUGAACCCGGGGCUGUUCAUAACGCCUCUUCCUAUCCUCUAGAACCAAACGCAGACCAGCAGAGUUCUUUACAUUUCAGCCAGAUUAGUGAAAAUAGACUGUUGUUCAGAGACAAUCCUCCUCGAAGCAGUCAGAAUCAUAUACAGCUUUCUGCACCUGGAGGCCAGAGUCAGGAAUGGGCCGGACUGCACCGUUUGCCCAGUCAUUACUAUGCCAACAGCUCUCACGAGUGCCUCGAUUCCGGCCUCGGGUCUUACGAGAGCCAGUACUCUGAGUGUUCGCAUUGCCUCAGCAACUCCCACAGGCCCAGGCCCCAACAGCAGAGCGCCCUCGCCGGAUCCCGACACACCUCAGUGCAUAUAGAGAAAAAUAAUCCGAUCCAACCAAGCAGGUGCUGCUCCUAUGCGGUUCCCUCCGCAGCUCACCCGCAGCCUCCGAGAAACCCACACAUGGACUGCAAGGGUCAACCUAAAUAUGACACUCAUCCUCCUAACAUGUUCCCACACAGUAUGCCACACCAGCACAGCCUCCCCAGCCAUCCACAGUACAACGGAGGCCCUCAUCACCAGCCAAAUUACUGGUCAGAUCCCUUUCAUGUUCUGCCACAGGUCAGGACAUCUCAUAGUCUGCCCAGCCACGUCAGCAACUCCUGCUGCUCUUAUAAUGGACAUCAGUAUCAGCCCUGGGGACAACCACCACCGUCUCCUGCGUCUGACUCAAAAAGACUGGAACUACGCAAGAGACUGCAAGCCAUCUUUAACCCACAUGAGGUUGAAACUGUCAUGGAAAUGUUUCCACAUCUGACAGAUGCUGAAAAACUGGCUGCAGAGAUCCUCAACCUAAAGGUUCAGAGGGGGAUAUUCUGACAGUGUCCACUGAUCCCUGCAGUCUCCUCUAAAUGAUCUUCUUGUUUUGACAUCAGUGAUAAGCUAACACUAUGUUAGAGCAGAGAAAGAGAAACUUCUAUAUUGUUAAUAUUUGAGUGAUCAGAAAGAUGUUUUCCUCUUGUUUUCUGUUUUUUUUCUGGUGUGAUUUAUCAGACAGUUUGAGGGUGCAUUUUGUAUUGUUGUAGAAUUAUUACAUCACGUUAUGGGUGCUUCUCUGAAACUGGUCUCUAAAAACAGGACAGAGGGGCUAAAAAUUCAAACUAGAUGUAGACUAAUGUUAUGAAGCAAAUUUGGAAGCACUUUGGGUCUAUUUUAAAAAUAAAUAUUUACUGAGAAAAAAGAAAAAAAAUUUCAGAUAAAACACAUUUUUAUGUUAUGUUUAUACAAAAAACUGAAUGUAACACGGUAAAACGGACACGAAAAUUACGUGCUACUAUUUUUUGAAAUGUCUUUUUAUUCUCUCACAGGUACAUUUUGGGAAUCGAACUAAUCAUGCAAGGCAGAGUGUUUCACAAAAAUGUUGCAAAAUCA
Sphaeramia orbicularis (orbiculate cardinalfish) is the source of this 2710-nucleotide messenger RNA. It is a transcript of the gene zc3h12aa, whose product is annotated as zinc finger CCCH-type containing 12Aa. NCBI's taxonomy places the organism in Eukaryota, Metazoa, Chordata, Actinopteri, Kurtiformes, Apogonidae. Gene Ontology annotation, cellular component: cytoplasmic ribonucleoprotein granule; nucleus. Gene Ontology annotation, molecular function: mRNA binding; RNA endonuclease activity; metal ion binding. Gene Ontology annotation, biological process: 3'-UTR-mediated mRNA destabilization. The coding region runs from base 284 to 2158 and encodes 624 amino acids. The transcript has 6 exons. The record is from RefSeq and is a predicted model, not a curated record.